Messenger RNA from Anolis sagrei ordinatus, 1445 nucleotides. It is a transcript of the gene EGFL7, whose product is annotated as EGF like domain multiple 7. Gene Ontology annotation, molecular function: signaling receptor binding; calcium ion binding. NCBI's taxonomy places the organism in Eukaryota, Metazoa, Chordata, Lepidosauria, Squamata, Anolidae. Gene Ontology annotation, cellular component: extracellular region; cell surface. The record is from RefSeq and is a predicted model, not a curated record. Gene Ontology annotation, biological process: anatomical structure development.
CCAAAGGGACUCCUUUUCGCCCAGCAUCCUCGCCAGGGAGAGAGAGAGAGAGAGGCACCAAAGCCCAGCGUCCCCCAAAAAGGAGGGGAGAGGAGGACCCCUCAGCCAUGAAAGGCCAAAGAGAAGCAGCGCUGGUGGCUCACCGGACACGUCGGAAGGCGGCGGAGGAAUCCCAGCAUCCACCGGAGAACCAAAGGUGUGCCAACCAUCAUCCAGAAGGCAACAGUUGCGACUUGAACCACGUCUUGAAAAUGCUGCUCUGAACCAACUCCGCUUUACGGACAAAUGACGCGGCAAAGCGGAUCGGGUUUGAGGCUCGAACAGCAACAAGCAGGACUUGUGUACCUCAACACCUUGGGCACUCCUUCUAUGUGAAGUCGGGAGAGAAAGGCACAGGAAAAGGCCCGAAAAUGAGAAUGAUCACCAGCUUCGUGGCCGGAUAUGUCCUCGUUCUUAUGGCAUCCGAUGUGGACUGUUUCUCCAGAUCAGGGCGCAAAGGCUGCUCCGUGGAGGUACGAAGCCGCACUACGUCUUACCUCACCUCCCACAUCCAGCCCGUCUACCAACCCUACCUCACUUUGUGCCAGGGGUAUCGACUUUGCAGCAAGUACAGAACGACCUACAAGGUUUCUCAGCGGCCGGCGUAUCGGAAAGUCUCCCAGCCAAUAUACACUUGUUGCCCGAGAUGGAAAUGGGGAGUUGUUUCCCAUCGGCUUGGUUGCAAUAUUGUCUGCCAUCCUCCGUGCCAGAACGGUGGGACGUGUUCACAUCUAAAUAAGUGUUCCUGCACACCUGGAUGGACCGGACGAUUUUGCCAAACAGAUGUGGACGAAUGUGCCGGCAGGACCCACGGCUGCAGCCACUUUUGCCUCAAUGUUGCCGGAAGCCACCGCUGCGGAUGCCCCCAAGGGUACGAGCUUCGGAUGGAUGGCAAGACCUGCCAGGCUUUCCCCACAGAUGCCCCUCCUGCUGCGACCACUCUGGCUGAAAACUCCAACUCGGUGUUGCAAGAAGACGUGAAGGAGCUCAAAAUAAGGAUGGCAGCUUUGGAAGAAAAAUUCCAGCUGGCGAUGGCGCCCUUCCUGAAAGUGGAUCUGCCGGAAGGCACGACGCAAAUCGACCCGUUGGGAUUGCUAGUCCACUCUUUGCAGCAGCUCGAAAGGAUCGAUUCGCUCAGCGAACAAAUCUCCUUCCUGGAGGAACGGCUGGAGACGUGUUCCUGCAAGAACGAACGCUGAUGUUGCCAAAUAGGACAAGAAAAGGAAACUCACCGAUCGAAAGAUUUCCGUUCUGGUUCGGAGGUUUCGACAGCUCCUCGUCUCAAUCGGAUGACAGUGGAGACAAGUGUUCAAGGGAGGAAAGAAAGUGUUAGCCUUCCGGCGCAAGAAAACACACCGAGACCAAAGUUUUUCCUCCUUAAAUAAAUCUGCUUUAUAAAAAUCAAA